AUGGCCUCCACGGGCUACCACCGGCGUUUGAUUAAAUGCGCAAUGUUGAUAGCAGCAGCUCUUGUUGCUCAAGCCAAUGCCAUUCACAUUUAUCUAGAAUGGAAUGUCACCCUUGACAGCACAAUCAAGCCUGUGUCCCAAGAUCAACCUGUGAUCGCCAUUAAUGGAUUGUUCCCCGGACCACUUAUCAACACCACGACGAAUGAUUUUGUUCAUGUCAACGUCUUCAACAACAUGGAUGAGCCUCUGCUCUUUACUUGGAAUGGGAUACAGCAAAGGCUAAAUUCAUGGCAAGAUGGGGUUUCCGGAACAAACUGCCCGAUUCAACCCGGUACAAACUGGACUUAUGUCUUCCAGACCAAAGACCAGAUUGGCAGCUUCUUCUACUUCCCUUCCAUCAACUUCCACAAGGCUGCUGGAGGAUUUGGACCUAUUCGUGUCAUCAACCGCGACGUCAUUGCCGUCCCCUUCCCCAAACCAGAAGCUGAAUUUGAUCUCCUUAUCGGCGACUGGUUUUAUGACAGCUACAAGAGUACUAGAGCAAUGAUGUGCACCCAUCUUGGGGCUUACUACACUAUCCCAGAUAUCAUUUUGAUGAAUGGCAAAGGUCCUCUGGGUAACCCCAUGUCAAAAGCAUAUGAAUCCUUCAAUGUCACACAAGGGAAGACUUACAGGUUGAGAAUAUCAAAUGUGGGGAAUGCAUUGAGUUUCAAUUUCAGGAUUCAGAACCAUCAGAUGGUGUUGGUUGAAACAGAAGGAUCUUACACUGAUCAGAUUGCUUUGGAUUCUCUAGAUGUGCAUGUUGGCCAAUCAUACUCAGUUCUUGUCACAGCAAAUCAAAAUGAUGCUGAUUAUUACAUGGUGGCAUCUCCCAAGUUGAUCAACGCCUCUGAUUUUACCAGCCUUGUGGGCAUAGGGGUCUUACACUACUCCAAUUCAAUCUCACAAGUUAGUGGGCCCCUGCCAGUUGGGCCUGACCCUUUUGAUCUUCAUUUUUCAGUCAAUCAAGCCAAAUCUAUUAGGUGGAACUUGACUGCAGGAGCUGCAAGGCCUAACCCACAAGGGACAUUCAAUGUGUCAAACGUGACCCUAUCCCAAACCUUCAUCCUCCAAAGCUCAAUUGCUGACCUUUAUGACCAAAUACCACGUUAUGUUGUCAACAAUGUGACCUAUAGCACUCCAGAAACCCCAUUGAAGCUCGCGGAUUACUAUGUCAAUGGCACCGGCGUGUACCAGCUUGACGCUUUCCCUGUUCAAUCUGUCAAUGCCAAUGCUUCGUGUGGAGUGUCUGUGGUGACUGGAAUCCACAAAGGGUGGAUAGAAAUUGUGUUAAAAAACAAUUUGGAUGCGAUGGAUUCCUGGCAUUUGGAUGGUUUCGGAUUUUAUGUUGUGGGAUUCGGGAUUGGAGAUUGGACAGCGAAAUCACGUGACACGUACAACCUCUUUGACCCUGUGGUGAGAUCAACAGUUCAAGUGUACCCUGGAGGAUGGAGUGCAGUGUAUGCAUUCCUUGACAACCCAGGAAUGUGGAACUUGAGGUCACAAUUGCUGAAGCACUGGUACCUAGGACAAGAACUCUAUGUGAGAGUUCAUGAUCCUGAUCCUAACCCAUCUAAGGAGCGCCCACCACCUGAAAACCUCCUUCUAUGUGGAAUGUUUUCCGAUUCUCCUCCUCCAGCUCCGGCUCCGGUUCCGGCUCCACCGAUUUGCAAGCAUACAGAGAAACUUAGUCCAUGCAAUAUGGCAUGGCCCAGUGGUGAUCGUUGUCGUCGUCCAUGGCUGAUUGGUCCUGCAACUCUUCUUAUGUUCCUUGUGUUGGCAGUUUCUGCUGAGGAUAUUUUUCUUGACUGGCAUGUCACACUUGACACAAAUAUCAAACCGGACCAACCGGUUAUUGCCAUCAAUGGGCUGUUUCCAGGACCUCUUCUGAAUGGCACAACCGAUGAUGUUUUUCAUGUCAAUGUGUUUAAUGAAAUGGAUGAACCCUUGCUGAUAACUUGGAAUGGCAUACAACAAAGACUGAACUCUUGGCAAGAUGGAGUUUCAGGCACAAACUGCCCCAUUCUGCCAGGUGAAAACUGGAGUUAUAUGUUCCAAUUCAAAGAUCAAAUUGGCACUUUUUCCUACUUUCCCUCUCUCAGCUUCCACAAAGCUGGAGGAGCUUUUGGUCCAAUUCGUAUCAAUAACCGCCCGGUCAUCCAAGUACCAUUUCCUAAACCAGAAGCCGAAUUCGAUCUUCUCAUUGGUGACUGGUAUGACAGAAGUUUCAAGGAUGUUAGGUCCAUGAUGAGCACAAGUCUCAUGGCCUACAACAGCACCCCUGAUAAAAUCUUGAUGAAUGGAAAAGCUGCAUAUUCGGCCCCUCCUACAGAAGCCCAUGAGUCCUUCACAGUUGCAAAAGGCAAGACCUACAGAAUUAGGAUAUCAAAUGUUGGGACUGCAUGGAGUUUCAAUUUCAGGAUUCAAAAACACAAAAUGGUUUUGGUUGAGACAGAAGGUUCCUACACAAAUAAAAUCACAUUGGAUUCUCUUGAUGUGCAUGUUGGGCAGUCCUACUCUGUUCUUGUCACAGCUGACCAAAAUGCUUCAGACUAUUACAUGGUGGCAAGCCCUAAAAUGUUCAAUGCAAGUGAUGUGACAAGAUUUGGCAUUGGUGUGCUGCACUAUGAUAGGUCCACCACACCUCCUAAUGGGUCUCUUCCGAAGGGGCCUGACCCAUUUGAUCAAAAAUUCUCCAUCCAUCAGGCCCAAUCCAUUAGAUGGAACCUGACCACAGGGGCUGCAAGGCCUAAUCCGCAAGGAGCCUUCAAUGUUCAUAAUGUCACACUCUCACAGACCUUCAUACUCCAAGCAUCUACAGCAGAGAUUAAUGGCCUACCCCAGUUUACUGUCAACAAUGUGUCUUACUUAGCCCCAGACACACCACUAAAGUUGGCUGAUCAAUUUCUCAACGGGUCUGGAGUAUACAAGCUCGAUGAAUUUUCUACUAACUCUAGUAAUUUUGAAACCGUACGUGGAGUUUUCGUUGCAUCUGGGAAGCAUAAAGGGUGGAUAGAACUUGUUUUCCAUAAUGAUUUGGAGGGCAUGGAUGCUUGGCACUUGGAUGGCUUUGGUUUCUAUGUUGUUGGAUUUGGAACUGGAAAGUGGAGCCCUAAAUCGCGCUCUAAGUACAACCUUUAUGAUCCGGUUGUGCGUUCUACCGUGCAAGUGUACCCCGGUGGAUGGACUGCAGUUUAUGCAUACCUUGACAACCCAGGAAUGUGGAAUUUGAGGUCACAGCACUUGAAAAAUUGGUAUUUGGGAGAGGAGCUUUAUUUGAGAGUUUAUGAUGCUGAUCCCAACCCUGCCAAGGAGAAGCGUGCUCCCAAUAACCUCCUUCUAUGUGGAGAGUUUGCUCCUUUCCCCCCGCCCGCUCCACUUGUGCCUCCUCCUCCACCUCAACCUUCUCCACCUGCACCUGGGCCAUCAAGUGCACAUUCUUUGCAGACAGCAGCAGGGUUUCACAUUGCCAUCAUCUGCAUUGUUGCAACAUUCUUUCAGAUAUCUAGAAGUUCAUCCCAUUUUUUAUGA
Messenger RNA from Prunus armeniaca (apricot), 3570 nucleotides. The record is from the annotation of a GenBank genome assembly. Lineage: Eukaryota; Viridiplantae; Streptophyta; Magnoliopsida; Rosales; Rosaceae.